This is a messenger RNA of Anthostomella pinea, 519 nucleotides long. The record is from the annotation of a GenBank genome assembly. NCBI's taxonomy places the organism in Eukaryota, Fungi, Ascomycota, Sordariomycetes, Xylariales, Xylariaceae.
AUGGCCACUCGAUCCACCACAGAGCCUGAGCGAGCUGCUGCUGAAGCGGCUCGCGUACGAAAGGAGGAGAUCGCCGAGAUGAUCAACAAGGCCAUGGAGAAGGUUGACUGGUCAGAAGUCCUCCUAUGGGAGGAGAUGAUCAACGAUAACCAGAAGCUUGAAGAGUCGAUCACCACUCUUAAGGACAGCCUAGAGGCAUCUGACGAGAAGCACUCAACCAGAUUUGAUCAACUCAAGCACGUUAUUGAGGCUGACAAGGCUUCGCAGAAAGAGAUUAAUAACCAGCUUGUUCAGAUGAUGAACCUCCAAGGUCAAAUCUCUACCCUACUCACUGCAAAUAGGAUCAAGAAAACCAACCCAACCCGUGAAGAUGAUGCCUUCCUAUUCUCAACAAACCCCCAAGAGAAGCGUGUCAAGUCGGCAUGGAACGAAGCAGUGCUUCAGGAGGAAGCAGACACCUUCCAGAACACCUCAGAGAAGAACAAAGUUGUACUUCCUCCUGAACUUCGUCUCCAGUGA